This is a messenger RNA of Fusarium sp. VM40, 402 nucleotides long. The record is from the annotation of a GenBank genome assembly. Lineage: Eukaryota; Fungi; Ascomycota; Sordariomycetes; Hypocreales; Nectriaceae.
AUGUCCGAAGGUGGUCAUAGCACCGACCCUUAUACAGACAGAAAUGACAUGGGCACUUGGAUCACAGUUCAGGAGGGACAUAUCGGUUCUGGCUAUAUAGUCCACAGCAAACAUUUUGACUGGACCGCAUGGAGGAAAGACCAGUCCUACCACGGAGGCAGGGCUCGAUAUCUCAUACUGAAGCGUGGCCAGACGGUAUACUUUCCGCCUGGCACCAUUCAUUUCUUCUUCAGCUUGCCGCAAGAACAGUCAUUGGCUGUUAGGGGAUCUGUUCUCCAGUGGUCCGAAGAUGCCACUGAGCUGCUUGGUGGAGCGGAAGUUGCUGAAAGAACUUUGGCUAUCUUGAAGAACUGGGACAACUGGGAGCCAGAUGCAGUAAACCCCUUGGGAGAUGAGUUUUAA